UAUCUGGCAACAGUUUGUCAUUAUUUACAAUUCUAGCCGCUCUGAGGAAUGAGAAUUUGAGAAAGUUAUGUAAUAUUGUAACUAUGGCUUUCAGAUGUGUUUUUUCUGCUUGCCCUCGGAAUCUGUUGUUUAUUCCAAGAAUAUCAAGGCCUCUUAUUAGAUUUUAUGCCAAAAAUCAGCCUACUGAAAUUACUGAUGAACCAAUUAAAUAUUCCACAAGUGACGCAGCAAAAUGGAAAGCUAUAUAUUCUACUCGUGGAGAAGAUUAUUAUACGACACCCAAAAUACAGUCCACUGCUAUUAUGCUGAGUUUGAUAGCAUUUAUGGUGUACUUUUGCAUGUUAAGAGAAGAAAACGAUUUAGAUGAUUGGCUAAGGGACAUAGAAAAACAAGUGCCACUGCAAAUAGAAGAAGGGAAACUUCGAGCAGCUAUUGAACAAAGAAAAAAAUCUAAAACAGACAGUACUUAUGAAGAACAAAGACUUGAAGAAAUUCUUAAACAAAAAGCACAAAUUUUUGCUAACAAAUAAAAAAAGAGACAUAAUGUUAAACAUGUUUUAUUUGUAAUAUACUAGUAUAUAUAAAAUCAGCUCUAAAAUAAGGGCAAAAGGACUGUUUGCCAUAUAUAUUAGUUAAAAUAAAUUGAUGAAUAUAGAUCAGG
Molecule: messenger RNA, 661 nt
Organism: Stegodyphus dumicola
Lineage: Eukaryota; Metazoa; Arthropoda; Arachnida; Araneae; Eresidae
Source: RefSeq, a predicted model, not a curated record